CGAAAAUAGUGAUAUACAUCAUAUGCAUGCAUAUACGUAACCGACAACAAUAAACCUCGAUAAUUCAAAUCGCGAACAACUUGUUAUACUUUCUAUUGUCAAAUUGAAGUUGAGUUUUAUGAAUAAAAAGCACUCGUACGGAGGAUCUGGCGCUAUCGGAUCCUCGCCUAGACGGUGAAUAUGUUUGUUUACGACGUGUUGGACAAGGAGAAGGUCUACCAGAUACUGUCAAACGAUCUUCGGAAUUUGGGGGUUAAACGCCGGAUCAAGAAGCAGGCGGCGUCGUCUUCUUCAGCGAAGCCGGACUCGGGAGGCGGUCAGUCGCUGAAGAAGGUCUUUAAGACGAGUUUGGCCCACCUGCCACUGGAUGUGGUGAAGCUAUCCUCAGGAGCGAUCGUCCACGUUCCCCAGUUCGUCAGCCAAGCCUGUUCCUACAUUGAGAAAUGCGGCAGCCAGGAGGGAAUAUUCCGAAAGGCGGGAUCCCACCUCCGACAGAAGGAGAUUAUCGCCCGUCUCGACGCCGGAUGCACCCUGGGUGAGAAGUACCAGGUCGUCGACGUCGCCAAUGUGUUAAAAACAUUUUUCAGGGAUCUCCCUGAUCCGCUGAUCCCACGCAUUUACCAGGAUGUCUUUCUGCGUUGUGCGCUUCUAAAAAAUUCCAGGGUCCAGGCUCUGCUCAUAGCGUGUCUGAUCCUUCCGCCACAUCACCUCAACACCCUUGCCUACCUUGCCGAGUUCUUGAAGCGAAUCGCCAGGCUCGAGCGGCAGAACAAAAUGGGCAUUGAUAAUCUGGCCAAAGUCAUGGGGCCCAGUAUUAUGCCGCUUCAGGAAACUACCAUGUCAGCUGUACAGUCGAGACUGGAAACUCAUCUUGUCAUAGUUAAGAUAUUGAUCGAAAACGCUGAGCGCAUCGGAGUCCUUCCUGAUCACGUAGCAGAUCUCAUUGCCUCCGAGACUCCGAGUAGUGUUGAAACCGAACUAAAUACGUCGGACUUUCUCAACCCAUCGAAAAAUAAGAAAAAGAAACGACGCAGCGGGAGUCUUACACGUAAGCCACAUCUAAGCGCCUCCAAUCUCAACCUGAGAAUGUUGAAUGGGCUGAAGAAGAUGGUCAGCAAGAGCGGGUCGCCGGAUGCCGCAGCAAGUAGCGGAGUCGUCGGAAGUGAAUUUAGUACUGCUGACACACCUUCGAUCAAAACAGGGAAGAAGCGCAAAGUGGCUGAGUCUGCAGCGCCGUUGAGUGCAAAGAAAAAGCGCCAAGUGCUUCAGACAUUGCCUGACGGCGGUUAUCCUAGGCCAGAAAACACUAUGUUUGCAUCCAUAAUAUCUAAUGAUCCAAACCCGUGCAAAGAAAAGAGUCCCGUUCAAAAGUCUCGAGUUAGAAAAUACCUUUCACAGAAAGUCCACAUCGAGAUAACAGGCAGUGAAAAACUAGAGAAAACUAAAAAGAUUCGACUCAGUCUCGAUAGACUGGUUUCCAAGAGCAAACAGAAACAGGCUGACUUAGAUUCGGAAAAUCACAAUGCUCCGAAUUCGCCGAGAAUUGAAAGACGCUGGAGUUCUAUGAGCAGUUCUUCUUGGUCGAAGAAAAAUCGGGUAGGGUACGACGGUUUUACAGUCGCUCAGUCUCUCUUGAAGGCAAAUAGGAAGCUUGAGGAUGGUCUCGACUCGGAGUACGACCAGGACGAGGUGUUCAUGGAUGCAGAGGUGAAUUUGUCGGACGAGAACACCGUGGAGGAGCGAAUAUCUGAAGAACGAAUGAACGUUGACUGCAGCCAGGCACCGCCAUUUUCAAACUUCACUGACCAACUGGUCGAAGGGGAUGAGGAGUACGUAACAAUACCAAAGAGCGAGUACGAGGAGAUAAAAAACAGAGUGUCGGCAAUAGAGUCCAGAAUUUCUCAGGAGUUUGGUUGCAUAUCGACAACCACUGACCAAAGUUUGAGCCAGACUUCGGCCAGCAAGGUGCAAAGUGAGUACGAAAAGACUUUGGAGGAGGCUAGCAUAGGUAGCACUGUGACUGCCGAUCAACUCGCUAAGAGACUGAGCAGGGAACUGAAGAUACGAAGGUCCGCGGAGCACAAAAUAAUCCGUUCACCCAGUGCCAGGAAAAUCGGCAACCUCCGAAGACGCUCUCAAGAAAAACCAGUCGGGAAACGAAGCAGCCGGCACGUCUCGUGGCUCGUUUCUAAGCCCGCGAGUACCGACGAACCUAUCGAAGAACUGAACAACUUAUGUCCAAAGUCCAGCCUGAAGCGAGGCCGACCGAAUACGGUCUACACCGGGCUGUCGCAGCGUUCCCAAUUGCUCCAGGGUUCAGAUUCCAUAUGCAGUGACGAGACGAACGCGAGGCUCGAUUUUCUGCAGAAGCAACUCCAUGCGUUGAUAACUCACACCGUCGAGCAUACCAAAGGCUCUCUGAGCGACGAUGAUACGUUCCUCGGCGAUCGCGACGACAGUUUGGACGUAUCGGACGGUGUAAUGCGCCCGCCAGUAAGGCGCGCGUCCUCCUUCCAUGGUGCGGAGUUUAUAGACAAUUCCAGACACUUCAACGAGAAGAUGAAGGAGUUAAAGAAGUCCAAUAGUCAACAGGACUUCACGUUGAACAAUGAGCGUCUAGGUACGAGGGAAACCGCAGAGGCGGUAGAACGGGGAAAGGUUAACGAGGACAACAACGUUAAUUGGAGAGACGCAGACUGCUAUUUUGGCUCGGAUGUCAGAUCUCGAACUCCCGCCCAACAGACUGGUAGGGCGUCAAUUGCCAAAUUGAGAACUCAGAAUGCGGGAAUGGUUCUGGCCAAGGCGAGGCUGUUUGACGAGACUUCCAAGAAGGAUGCUUCUAACGGGUCGAAUAAGAGCAGGGAUGUUAGAACUGACGCGAUUAGAAGACAAUCCGUAAAAGUGGGGAGAGCCAGGGAAACGAAGAGCUUGGACGGCGUCGACAGUCCUUCCGGACUGAAGAAAACAGGAGGAACGCCACGCAGGAAACACAGUAAAAGUCCAAAGAACAGUGGUGCCAAGUUGAAGCUCCUUCACUCAACGGGCACAUCCCCAUUGAUUAAAAUGGAACUGACCAUAAUGCCGUCUCAUCAGAAUGCUCAACAGGGUUCGGAGAAAAGGAGUGCCAGGCUGAGUGGUGAGAAGUGCGAAGCCAGACGGCGUUUGGAAACUACGAAAAAUGACGUGAAGACUGAAAGAAGCAAACUUAAUAAAUCGUUGUAUUUUAAUAGCGGAAAUAAUUUUCAUUGCGAAAAGGAGAAUAAGAACUUGUUCAGUCCCAACGAGAAGCAGAAAUCACCUGACUGCAUAUCCAAGGAAAUUAAUAGAAACAUGUUGAAUGUGGAGUCAUUGACGCCGUGCAAAACUCCCCACAUAAAACGGCCUUUAACGUUGAAAACCCCCAAAGAUGCUAAAAAUUUGAUGAGAAAACAAUGCAACGAUUCGCGACGCACUCCGAUGAAGGCUGUAGCUCUAACGACCUUCUCAACUUGAACAUUGAGCGCUGUUUUUAUAACUAUUUGAAAAAAAAAAAUUGAAA
Molecule: messenger RNA, 3538 nt
Organism: Diprion similis
Lineage: Eukaryota; Metazoa; Arthropoda; Insecta; Hymenoptera; Diprionidae
Product: rho GTPase-activating protein 21-like
Exons: 8
Coding region: 181-3492 (1103 amino acids)
Biological process (GO): signal transduction
Source: RefSeq, a predicted model, not a curated record